This is a messenger RNA of Ascochyta rabiei, 1950 nucleotides long. RefSeq lists its product as uncharacterized. The record is from RefSeq and is a predicted model, not a curated record. The coding region runs from base 1 to 1950 and encodes 649 amino acids. Lineage: Eukaryota; Fungi; Ascomycota; Dothideomycetes; Pleosporales; Didymellaceae. The transcript has a single exon. Gene Ontology annotation, biological process: regulation of DNA-templated transcription. Gene Ontology annotation, molecular function: DNA-binding transcription factor activity, RNA polymerase II-specific; RNA polymerase II cis-regulatory region sequence-specific DNA binding.
AUGGCUGCCACAACUCGAGCGAUCACGCCUACGCUGAGCGGCCCUUUCUCUGCACCGAACCGGCCCAGCACCCCAGGCUCUGCUUCGCGCAACGCCAACGGUGGCGCAACGUUUGGAACCCACCUCGUCAAAUCUCCGCGUGGGCUUUCCCCCAGACUGUCUCCUGCGCCUCUUACCGGCGCCGCUGUGUUGGCCGACGAGCGACGUUACAGGGAGCACAAGUCGCGGCAGACGAGCCCAAACCCGGCUGUAGCCAUCCUUCAGAACCUACAGGGCAACGGCCAAAGCCACACUUCGGACGGGGCCCAACCGCAAGCGCAGAUGGCACCUCAAAACAACGAAAAGGCUAGCAAGCCACCCAUCAUCAUUCCAGAACUCACCGGAGUAACGGGCGACAACAUGCACACGAGCCCCGUCAGUCUCUCCAGCUUCGGCGACGGAGAGGGGACAGCUGCGCCGGCCACGUCUGCUGUUGAAGCAUCCGCAGGGCCUACGGGACGUGUGGGACAGCACCAAGGUACGCAUCAGCGACCUCAACAUCAGCCACACCAUCAUCAGCACCAGUUGAUCGCGCCUAAUCCUGGUGACAAUCCGGGGAACCGCGCCUUCACGUUUCCGGGGCCGAUGCCACCAGAGGACCCCCGUGCUCCCGCUCCCGCGCGCCAAAUGAGUCUACCAGGCUAUGGUCAGAACAACCCCAAGUCACCAUCUACAAAACGCCACAAAUGUCCCUACUGCUCUACGGAUUUUACACGGCAUCACAACCUCAAGAGUCACUUGUUGACGCACAGUCAAGAGAAGCCAUAUGAGUGCCCCACAUGCCAAGCACGCUUUCGGCGACUGCACGAUUUGAAACGCCACACGAAACUACAUACUGGUGAGCGUCCACAUACCUGCUUCAAGUGUGGCCGCAGGUUCGCACGUGGGGAUGCACUCGCGCGACACAACAAGGGCCAAGGUGGCUGUGCAGGUCGUCGGUCAAGCUUUGGCAUCGAUGAGGACAUGGGCGAUGGCAAAGGCGAUGACGGCAUGGAUGGCGUUGUUUACACCGGCGAGCCUGACGGGGAGGGCGACGAAGAUGACGAUGGCCGACGCAUCAGUGAGCCCGCGCGUAAGAGGCAGAACACCGGAAACUCUACGCAAGGUUCGUAUCAUCAGCACUCCAGCACUUACCCGCCCAUCAACCCGUCCAAUCGAGGGUCGAGCAGUCAGAACAACCUUCGUCCUUACUAUCCAGCGCAGGCAUCUCAGCCGACUAACAUGUCCCCAAAACUAGCUCCUUCGAGUAUCUCAUCGCUCCACAAUGCGAAUCAGCCUAGCGCUUUCGCGCAAGGAGGCAUGACGGAAAGUCCCAAGCCAAUUUCUCCGAGCCAGCAGGAGCACUAUCGCCUUGGAGCUCACGAGGGUAGCCAUCCUCGAUCGCCCAACAUGUCGCAACAGAUCCAUCUGCAGAACUACGCUCGUGGCGCCGGUGCGGCCCGAGGCACGCCUCCCACUCUCCAGCCUCCCAGCACCAGUAGCGGACCUCACUUGCCAUCGCUGGCUGGCCUUGGUGGCAUGGUCAAGCCGGGUUCGCAGAGCAGCAAAGGCCCAAGCAUGCUCCAGCACCAACAAAUGCCCGCACCAGGAACCAUGUCGCAGCCUGGCAGCAUGUCGAGCCAUGGCGCGAGCGGUAGCAGCAUGCGCGAAGUCAUGGGCAGCCAGAUGGAUGUCUGGCAAUACGUGCGCGACAUUGAAGCUCGGAUGGCGCGGAUGGAGAAGGAGCACAAUGAAAAGAUCUCGACGCUGCAGACUGAGAUUACCACUCUCCGUGCUCAGCUUGCUCAGCAGCAUGUCAACAACGCUCAAGCGCAGCAGCACGUCAACAACGCUCAAGCGCAGCAGCAUGUCAACAACCCUCAAGCGCAGCAGCAUGUCAGCAACGCUCAAGCGCAGCAACAAGGUCAGUAG